AGGCGAUGAAUGCGACACGGAUUUGGGCAGCCUGCAAAACCACGACACGAUCGAGCGCCUCGCCACUCUCGGCGGCGCCGGAAACGGUCCAGCGUGCGCGUGGCGGCUGGCGAGCAGGAGCAUCCGCCGCGUGUUUGAUUUCCACGCGCGCGAGCUAGCUCUGACAGUAGACGUUGCAGUUGCAGAAGAACCCCGCCAAAGACGCCCAACCUUCUACAGCGCCAAUGGAUCCAUUUUGAUGCAUCGAGCCUGUGCUGUGCUGUGCUGCACUGCUGCGCUGCCAGAUCUGACCUUGUUCGGGCGGUAUCUCUGAUCUCUCUCUAAGCUAGGUCGCUAGCUCCUUGCAUCGAUCAUGGCAGCGGCGGCCUUCCAAUCCCAGGCGGAUGCGCUGUUCAGGAAAAAUCUCGCGAUCCAGAGGCGCGCUUACAAGACGAACUGCUGCCUGAUCCUGUUCCCGGUGCUCGUCUGCGGCCUGCUCGGCGGCCUGCAGACGUUCAUGGACACGCUGUUCAACACGGACGACGGCUACAAGCCCGACUGCAAGGGCUGCGCCGGCGGCGGCGUGCGCGUGCGCCUCAGCGAGGACGCCGUCGGGGGCCUCGCGUGCUCCCAGAGCUGCCCGCUGCCGGCGGCCCAGCGAUGGCCCGUCGCGCUGCUGCUUCCCGCCGGCGGGGCGGUGGACGUCCUCCCUGACCUCUCCGCCCUGGCUGGGACUGGGAUGAAGGAACCGCCGCCGUGCGUCAGCCCCGAGUCGUGCACGGCGCCAGCCAAAUUCCUCGUCACCGGCGGCAACAAGUCAUUCGCAGAAAGUCUCGCGGCCAACAUGUUCCCGCCACACGCAUCGCCGAAGCUGACGGCUGACAUUUCCGGCUUGGCUGAUUAUGCGCUGGCAAUAGAGGGAUCAAGUUUUGGUACUAAUACUUAUGGCGCCGCCUUCGAUAUGGCGGGCCUUUAUUUUCUUCAGAGAAAAUGCACUCCGAACUCAAUACUUUCUUUCCCAGUUCAGUACGGUCCAAAAAUGGGCAUCCAAGAAGCAAGAUGUACUCAAGGAUUGUUUGAAUGGCGAGAGAAUUCAGUAUCCAUGAACAAUGAACUGUAUAGAGGCUUCAGAGCUGACAAAACCAAAGAAAGGAUAGAGAACAAGAACGACAUUGUUUCAGCAUAUGACUUCACAAGCUCAGACCUCAAGCACUACAACAUGGUUCUCCAAUACAAUCCUGAUGAAUCAAACGUGCUCCGGGUUCCACGCUUAAUGAAUCUGGCCUCAAGUGCAUACCUUCGGUUGAGGGGUAAUGAUACUAAUAUGCGGUUUGUGUUUGUUAAAGACAUGCCUAGAGAUGGUCAUCCUAUGAAGGCUCCUGACAUGUCUUUUAUAGUUGGGAAGAUGGUUUUUGUAUGGAUUAUAAUGCUCCUUUUCCCGGUCAUCCUGAGCAGUUUAGUGUAUGAGAAACAACAGAAGCUAAGGGCAAUGAUGAAGAUGCAUGGUUUAGGGGAUAUGGCAUAUUGGACUAUAUCUUAUUGCUACUUCCUUGUCAUAUCAUUACUUUAUAUGUUCUUGCUGGUUGUAUUUGGCGCCGUCGUUGAUAUAAAGUUAUUUGCAGUGAACAGCUACGUGCUACAAUUCUUACUAUAUUUUAUCUACAUGAACUUGCAAAUUUCAUUUGCGUUCCUCAUGACAACGUACUUUUCUACUUCCGCAACAGCUACCGUAACAGGAUACCUCUAUGUUAUUGGGUCUGGCCUCAUAGGAGAAUAUCUGUUCAGGCCUUUUGUCGAAGACACCUCCGUCUCAAGAAGCCUGAUUACGCUGAUGGAGUUCUUCCCACCAAUGUCUCUGUACCGCAUAAUCUACGAGCUCUCUCCACCUCCAUCGCCGUCGGGGCCUUUCUCGGACUUCUCCGGCGUACGCGUGGGAGACCUGAGCGACCCUGAGAACGGGAUCUUGGUCCUCAUGGUCGUGAUGGUUCUUGAGUGGCCUACGUUUCUUUUCCUGACAUUGUAUCUGGAUGGAUUUGGCUGGCUCCAAACUAGAGUUAGAAAGCUGCCGCCGGCGGCGGCGGCAUCUUCUCAUCAGACCCUUCAGAAGCCGUCCACCACACGGCCUCAAGAACGACCCGAAGCUUCGAUUGAAAUAGACGGGACGACAGAUAUCCCGGGAGAGGUAGCGCGUGCAUGCGCAGAGAGAGAGAUAGUCGACAGGUUCUUGCAGCAACCGGACCAGAGCUACGCAGUCAUAGUCGACAACGUCAGGAAAGUGUACCCUCCGAGAGACGGAAACGCAGAGGUGGUCGCAGUGAACGGCUUCUCGCUCUCCAUCAAACGCGGGCAGUGUUUCGGACUCCUUGGCUCAAACGGCGCCGGAAAAACCUCUCUCAUUGGCAUGCUGACUGGGUUCACUAAACCUACAUCCGGCACGGCUUAUAUUGAUGGGAUGGACAUACGAACAGACAUGAGCGAGAUCUACACGAGAAUAGGCGUUUGUCCGCAAUUCAACUUGCUAUGGGAAACACUGACCGGCCGUGAGCAUCUGAUGUUCUAUGGCAGACUAAAGAGACUGAACGGCGCUGCAUUAACUGAGGCUGCAGAACAAUCUAUGAAAGUACUGAAGAUAUUCGAGGGCGGUGUCGCCGACACGCUGGUUUCACAGUACAGCGGUGGCAUGAAACGCCGCCUCAGCGUCGCUAUCUCUCUGAUCGGGGACCCUAAGGUGGUGUACUUGGACGAGCCAAGCACAGGGUUGGAUCCAGCGUCAAGGAGCGCCUUGUGGGACGCUGUGAAGCUUGCCAAGAAGGACAAAGCCAUCAUUCUCACAACGCAUUCCAUGGAGGAGGCUGAGGCUCUGUGCGACCGGAUCGGAAUAACCGCGCAUGGACGUCUCCGCUGCACCGGAACCUCCAAAGAGCUGAAGGCCAAGUACGGCGGCACGUUCGUGUUCACGGUGACGACGGCGGCGGCGGGCGAGGACGAGGCGGUGGAGCGGCUGGUCCGCGGCUCCAUCUCGCCUGACGCCAAGCGGACGUACCACAUCGCCGGGACGCAGAAGUUCGAGCUGCCCAAGCAGGGGGUCAGGAUCGCCGAGGUCUUCCGCGCCAUGGAGCAGGCGAAGCGCUCGCUGAGCAUCGCCGCCUGGGGCCUUGUCGACACCACGCUCGAGGACGUCUUCAUCAAGGUUGCUGCUUGCUAAGGAGAGAGAGAGACCGAGAGAGUGCGCGCGGAAUGCCCUGGAUGCGUCGUAGUCGUCGUAGAGCCGGGAUCGCCACCAAAAGCGUGCAGCGCUUGCGGAUACGCCCAUACGCUUCUGCAACCCAACUGAAGAUUGCUCCCCCCUCUCCGUUAGUAGGAUAUACUAACAACUCUACAAUCA
This is a messenger RNA of Zea mays, 3364 nucleotides long. RefSeq names its product ABC transporter A family member 8. Lineage: Eukaryota; Viridiplantae; Streptophyta; Magnoliopsida; Poales; Poaceae. The record is from RefSeq and is a predicted model, not a curated record. Gene Ontology annotation, molecular function: ABC-type transporter activity; lipid carrier activity; ATP hydrolysis activity. Gene Ontology annotation, cellular component: membrane; intracellular membrane-bounded organelle. The transcript is spliced from 17 exons. The coding region runs from base 353 to 3184 and encodes 943 amino acids. Gene Ontology annotation, biological process: lipid transport; transmembrane transport.